AUGCUGCGACCGAUGCCAGGCCGCCCAGGAGGUAUCUCCUCAACCCGCGUGGGAACCGAGGCUCUACUCCAGACUCAAUCCAGGUCAGUCAUAGGCAACGACCGCCGACUGAGGGCGGUGCGCUUCAGGGGGACAAUAGGACACCACGCCACUCUCUCUGCGCGCUCUGCCGGCCCCUCCCACACCUGUCCACACCGCGGGCCUCGUUCAUCUGCUCGAGUUCUCAGGUGA
Knipowitschia caucasica is the source of this 231-nucleotide messenger RNA. The record is from the annotation of a GenBank genome assembly. Lineage: Eukaryota; Metazoa; Chordata; Actinopteri; Gobiiformes; Gobiidae.